Messenger RNA from Entamoeba dispar SAW760, 510 nucleotides. RefSeq lists its product as uncharacterized. The record is from RefSeq and is a predicted model, not a curated record. The transcript is spliced from 3 exons. Lineage: Eukaryota; Evosea; Mastigamoebida; Endamoebidae. The coding region runs from base 1 to 510 and encodes 169 amino acids.
AUGUUAUUAUGUUAUUAUUGUUUAUUCGUGUUCUUUAUUGGCUAUAUUAAUCAUAUCAUAUAUUAUUCUUGUCAAACAUCAAGCAUUGAUACGUCUGCUUCAAAUUUCUUUUCAUAUGAAAUAUACUUCAAAUCAGACCAAGUUAAAACAAUGAGAUUUAGAACACGUUUAUUCUCAUCUGCCUACAACCAACAAACAGAAACUGAAUUAAAACCAUAUGACUAUAUAGUUAAGUCUGGAAUUGCUACUAAAGUUUAUGUUCCAUUGAGUUAUGAAGAUGAAAAAAAUACAUUACAAACAUUCUCCAUACAAAGAAUAGAAACAACAGACGAACCAAUCACAUUCAAAAUUAAUGCUAUGACUCUUGAAGCUGAAGGUGUUCCAACACCUAACAAUGAAGUUUAUAGUGAAUCUGAUGAACAAAGUAAAAGUGAAGAAACAUCAAUAGAUGGAAGUAAUGCACUUGCCAUUGUUGGGUUGUUAGCAAUCAUCAUGUUGACUGCAUUUUAA